Molecule: messenger RNA, 4463 nt
Organism: Anas platyrhynchos (mallard)
Lineage: Eukaryota; Metazoa; Chordata; Aves; Anseriformes; Anatidae
Source: RefSeq, a predicted model, not a curated record
AUUCGUCACCAGCAGGUGGGAGCAGAGUGCCAGGAGCAGCUACUGCGCAUGUGCUACGCAUCUCCGUCUGCAAUACCAAUUUUUGUCCAGCGGGUAGGAGCAGAGAAUGAGUUGCCGCUGUGACGCCUCUCCGCCUGCAGUACCGCUGUUCGGCCAGAAGGUGCCACCCGACACCGCCCCGCUGCCCGUUCCGACCCAGCCUUCUCCGCUCAUGCGCGGAAGCAGAUCUGCAGCCACGGCUUCCAAAACCGUCUGCUCAUAAAGGGAAGCAGCGGGAACCAGGCGGAACACGGCACGAAAACGGCAAGAAAAGGCACCCCGCUUUACUGACGUGGAGGAAGAAACUGCCGUUCCAAACUUCCCAUGUGCCACUACGGGCUUGGAAGCUGAGUGGCAACUUGAAACUGCAUUUCCCGGCGUGCCCCGGAAAGCAAUUUGGCCUACCGGAAGCCUGGAGCCCAAAGAGCACAACUCCCGGUAUGCCGCAGGGCACGGUGCUCACAGCACCUGACCCUAUGGACGCCCCGGAGCCAGCCCCGACCUUUCUGACCUGCUCCCCUGUCUGGUGGCCAACCCUGCACCCCUGCCCCGCGGUUCCGCCACUCCCGCCAGAGACUUUCCCUGUCCCAGGAAUUGAGGAGCAUGAAGAAUGACAAUGGGGAGGGAGAGAAGCUAAUGAAACCUAGGGGAAAAUUUACUGUUUUGUGAGGGAAAUUCUGUGAUAGCAUUACAGGAUAAGAAACUAUAUUUAUGGAUUAAAAUCUGAGCAUCCGAUGGUGGAGGAGGAAGAAAGAAGAGUCUUGGUGUGGAGCUGUGCAGCAAGAGGAGCAGAGGACUGAUGAGGUGGCACAAGAAAGGCAUCCAGGGCAAAGGGAACCCCUUGUCACCAGGGCUGCAGUCACGUGAGAGCAUAGCUGGUUUGUGUUUGUCCCUGUAAGCAGGGCUGGGUCUUUGCGAUUUUUUUGGCCUUUUGGCCCGUUGCUCCUCUGGCUGCCCAGAGAAUGCGGCCCUCGUGUAGGCAGGGCGAGAGGCAGCAUCUCCGUACCCAAAAGGGGGAUGGAGCUCGCCAGACCCCAAGGCCUCCCUGUAAGCAGGGGAGGUCUGUUUCCCCGCUCCUGCAGCCCCAGCAGCUUUCUGACUGCCGUUGGCCUGGCCAGCAUGGCCCCCUGUCAUCAGCAUGUGUUACGUCUCUUGGCCUUUGCCUCCUGGGAAGCUCCUGUUGGCAUAUUGAGGUCUCUGGCUUCUUUGCAGCCCCUUGGGGCCGGCCUGAGGCUCUCCCAUCCUGCUGGCGGGGAGGGAGGGGCUGCUCCCCAGGCGCUGGCUGUAUGGAGCUCUCUUUCUCUUCGGGAAUGGCAACUUUACCCCACAAAAGGAAUGGAGGAGGAAAAACAGUGAUGGGUGGCAGGACAGAUGGAGGAAGAAAAAACAGGGACAGGAAGCAGGACAGAGGUAUGAAGAGCAAAAGGGGAACUGGGAGCAGGACAUAGGAAGGAAUAGAGAGCAAGAAAGGGCAGAGAAUCAAAGAGAAACAGAGGGACACGGAUUGGGACAGGAAUUAAGAGAACAAGAAAUGAGUGGGAAGAAAGACAGGGACAGUAGCCUAUAUAAAAAAUAAACCAGGGACAGUGAGCAGGGCAGAGGGAAAGAGAGAAAAAAGACAGGAAGAAGGAAAGAAGAAUAGAGAAAAAAUGGCACAGGAGCGGGACAUAGAGAGAGAAAAAAAGAGGACAGGACAGACCUGGCAGUAUGGAAUUUUGGUUAUCGGGUCACAGAAGAGAGCUUGGUGGCACUGCAGUUUUCCUCCUCAUAUGUGCUUGUAUUUUGUAAAACUGAGGGUUCAGUGUCUUUCAAUUAUAGUUUACAUUGGUCGUAGUUGAGGGUUUCUUACUCAGGGGUUAUAGUUUAUUAAUUUAUUGGGUGAGACUCAGUAUUUGUCUGGUUUUAUAGUUUACUCAUUUACUGAUCAGGCAUCGGGGUUUACAAUUUAACAUAAUCUACAAACUUUAAAUACCUGACAAUAAUUUGUUGGCCCCAGAUCUCUGCAGAGCUCCCACCUGUGACACUCCUUCAACUGUCAGGCUACACCUCAGCAUCUGCAGAGGACUGAACAGUUAACAAAUGGCCAGGCACAACCCCCCCAGAACUGUGCCCUAGUCUGCAGUAAGUAAUAGUUGCUGCAAAAUUAAGGCUGGCUAUGCUACUUUGGUCACCUUCUCUGGGUCUGUUUCAUUACCAGGAUGUCAAGUAGCCCUGCAAGUCUGACAGUUUCACUUAGGUGCCCAGCUAACUCCAGCCCUCUGUAGAUGACAGUCCUCAGAAACUGGCACAGACUGAGACUGCAAUGCUAAGUGACUGCCCUACUUGGCAUGACAAUGCACACACCCAACACAGAAAGGAGGAACAAGCAGUCCCCUCACUUAACCACCCUCUCACUCAUCACAGGCAGAAGGAAUGUGAAGCAACCAGCUAUCACAGUGCCUGAGCUCUGUGUUCAGCAUACCGUCAUCAGAAAAGUGCCUCUCAUCCAUCGGAGAGCCAGGAAGACAGCCCACCCCAGCUGUCUGUCCCCAGCUGUCUGUCACUCCUUCUCCACUAACGCUUCUGCAUUAAGUGCAGCCCUAGUCCUUCCUUCAAAGAGAACACUGCCACAGCAUGCAAAAUUUGUGGGCACCUUCAGACCGCUCAUAAAGCUGUGUCCAGCCAAAACAGGAUGAGAACGACAGUCUCUUAAAAACGCGACACUGGAGGGACCGAGCUACUGAGGCACUGACCCUGGCCGGCACAAUGACCGAAGCAGGGCUCCGCGCCCCUCGCUCGAGCUGCCUAGUGAACAACGCCAGCGCCCUCUCUGCGGCCCGCGCCGUGGACCCGCGGGCUCUAGGACCCGGGCUCCGCGGCCUGCGCCAUGGCGUGCGGCGGAGGGGACGCGGGCUGCCGCGGCGCUGGGCCGCAGCGCAACCUUCGCCGGCGGCCUCCGCCCCCGUGCGCUCGCCUGGUCUGCGUUAGCGGGGAAGAUCCGAAACCGACGGGAGCGCGGGGGCGCCGCGGCGGGAAGCGCGCUGAUGCCCUUCUCGGGUGCGCCCGACAGCUUCACCUCUGGUUGCUGCUGGUGCCCGGCGCCUCUGAGAGUUCUCUGUUCUGUAUCUGAAGAUCUGGGUUGCAGACGUGGAGAGUUUAGCAGAAAGCACUAUGGAUCUGUGGAGCUUCUUAUAUCUAGUGAUGCUGAUGGAGCCAUCCAAAGAGCUGGAAGAUUCCGUGUGGAAAAUGGCUCCUCUAAUGAGCAUUUGAUCUGCAGUCUCCCAAUUCUGUUUCAGAAUACAGACUACACUCCAGGAACAUGGCACAGAACAGAUGUGCAUUUGGAAAAUCCAGAAUAUUAUACAAGAUGGUAUUUCAAAUAUUUUUUAGGAAAAGUUCAUCAGAAUUACAUAGGUACAGAUGCAGAGAAGAACCCUUUCUUUCUGUCCGUUGUACUCUCUGACCAAAAUAAUCAGCGUGUUCCCCAAUACCAUUCAAUUCUUUGGAGAAAAACAGGUACUCAGAAAAUAUGUCUCCCUUACAGUCCCACAAAAACAUUAUCAGUGAAAUCUAUAUUGAGUGCUAUGAGUCUUGAGAAAUUUGAGAAGAGCCCAAGGGAAAUUUUUCAUCCCGAGAUACAAAAGGAUUUAUUGGUUCUUGAGGAGCAAGAGGUAAAUGGAUCUGUGAAUUUUAAAUUUGGAGUCCUUUAUGCUAAGGAUGGGCAGCUUACAGAUGAUGAAAUGUUCAGCAAUGAAACUGGAAGUGAGAGCUUUCAAAGAUUUUUGCAUCUCUUGGGCGACACAAUUACUUUGAAAGGCUGGACAGGCUACAGAGGAGGACUGGACACAAAAAAUGAUACAACAGGAACCUGUUCCAUCUAUACAGUUUAUCAAGGGCAUGAAAUUAUGUUCCAUGUUUCAACCAUGCUGCCAUAUUCUAGAGAGAACAAGCAGCAGGUAGAAAGGAAGCGGCAUAUUGGAAAUGACAUUGUCACUAUCGUAUUUCAGGAAGGAGAAGAAUCUUCUCCAGCAUUCAAGCCGUCCAUGAUUCGCUCUCAUUUUACACAUAUUUUUGCCUUGGUGAGAUAUAAUAAGCAGAAUGAUAGUUACAGGCUGAAAAUAUUUUCAGAAGAAAGUGUUCCUCUCUUUGGACCUCCACUUCCAUCCCCCCCUGUGUUUACAAAUCACCAGGAAUUCAGGGAUUUUGUGUUAGUGAAAUUAAUAAAUGGUGAAAAAGCCACCUUGGAAACCCCAACAUUUUCUCAGAAACGUCAGCGCACUCUAGACAUGCUGAUCCGCUCUUUAUACCAGGACCUGAUGCCUGAUCUACACAAGGUAAAUAACAUGCUUAAUAGAAGGUCUUUCAGUGAUGUGUUGCCAGAGUCCCCGAAAUCAACACGGAAAAAAGAAGAAGCUCGGCAAGCAGAAUUUGUCCGACUCGGUCAG